Messenger RNA from Ananas comosus (pineapple), 1651 nucleotides. RefSeq names its product eukaryotic initiation factor 4A-3-like. Gene Ontology annotation, molecular function: RNA helicase activity; ATP binding; translation initiation factor activity. NCBI's taxonomy places the organism in Eukaryota, Viridiplantae, Streptophyta, Magnoliopsida, Poales, Bromeliaceae. The transcript is spliced from 5 exons. Gene Ontology annotation, cellular component: cytoplasmic stress granule. Gene Ontology annotation, biological process: cytoplasmic translational initiation. The record is from RefSeq and is a predicted model, not a curated record. The coding region runs from base 192 to 1433 and encodes 413 amino acids.
UCGAGAGUGGGGGCGAAAGUGGGAAACACUCCCCGCCUCCACUCGCCCCUUCCUUCUCUCAACCCCGAUAACAUCUCUCUCCCUCCUCUCUCUUCGCGAGCACUUCCGAACGCUCCCUCGCUCACUGCCGUUGAAUCCGAGGCACAAUCUCGGAUUCAUCUCCUCCCCGAAGCAGUUUCUUGGGCGCAGUCAUGGCGGGACUAGCAGCAGAAGGAACACAAUUUGAUGCUCGUCAAUAUGAUGCCAAAAUGAAUGAGCUGCUGUCAGGUGAUAGUCAGGAAUUCUUCACGUCAUAUGAUGAGGUUCACGAGAGUUUUGAUGAUAUGGGGCUUCAAGAAAAUCUCCUGAGAGGCAUUUACGCUUACGGUUUUGAGAAACCUUCUGCGAUUCAGCAAAGGGGAAUUGUUCCGUUCUGCAAGGGACUUGAUGUUAUUCAGCAAGCACAGUCAGGAACUGGAAAGACGGCGACUUUCUGUUCUGGGAUUCUACAACAGCUUGAUUAUGGCUUGGUUGAAUGUCAAGCUUUGGUUUUAGCUCCGACUAGAGAGCUGGCUCAGCAGAUUGAAAAGGUCAUGCGAGCGCUUGGAGACUACUUAGGUGUGAAAGUUCAUGCCUGUGUGGGAGGAACCAGUGUUCGUGAGGAUCAGCGGAUUCUGUCAAGUGGAGUCCAUGUUGUUGUUGGUACACCUGGUCGUGUUUUUGACAUGCUACGGAGGCAAUCCCUUCGUCCUGAUCAUAUUAGGAUGUUUGUGCUGGAUGAGGCUGAUGAGAUGCUUUCACGUGGUUUCAAGGACCAGAUCUACGACAUCUUCCAGCUUCUCCCUCCUAAAAUCCAGGUCGGGGUCUUCUCUGCAACAAUGCCGCCCGAGGCCCUGGAGAUCACGCGUAAGUUCAUGAACAAGCCCGUGAGGAUCCUUGUCAAGCGCGAUGAGCUGACCCUUGAGGGCAUCAAGCAGUUCUAUGUCAAUGUCGAAAAAGAAGAAUGGAAAUUGGAGACCCUCUGCGACCUCUAUGAAACCCUGGCCAUCACCCAGAGUGUCAUAUUCGUAAAUACCCGUCGCAAGGUUGACUGGCUCACUGACAAAAUGAGAAGUAGGGAUCAUACUGUUUCUGCCACUCACGGAGACAUGGACCAGAAUACGAGAGAUAUCAUCAUGCGUGAAUUCCGAUCGGGCUCUUCGCGCGUUCUUAUUACCACCGAUCUUCUUGCUCGAGGUAUUGAUGUGCAGCAGGUCUCGCUCGUCAUAAAUUAUGACUUGCCCACGCAGCCUGAGAACUAUCUUCACCGGAUUGGGCGUAGCGGGCGGUUUGGGAGAAAGGGGGUUGCAAUAAAUUUCGUCACUCAGGAUGAUGAGAGGAUGCUGUUCGAUAUCCAGAGGUUUUAUAAUGCUGUGAUUGAGGAGCUGCCAUCCAAUGUUGCCGACCUGCUCUGAUUGUCUUACCUGUAGAAGGGAAUAUAUGAUAUGUAAUGUGGGAUUUUGCAAUUUCUUGCUUUCUUUUUUUUUUUUCUUUUUUUCUUGUGUGUGUGUUUUUUUUUUAAUAUUUGUUCGGACACCCCAAAAUCUCAUCUGUGAAACUUGAUCUUUGUAGGACUUGCUUUAGCUUUCUCGUUGUUUAAUCUUUGGUUCAGUAUAUGUGGUCUAUAUUUUCU